UUCGGCUACAUUGUGAAAUAUUAGUUCAGGUUGUCGUUUGAAGAGUUUUAUAUUGUUCAUAGUGUUUCUGGGAGCUCUGUUGGGGGUUAAAACUUCACACUGGGCUGACGUUAACUCGCCAAGCUAACGUGGAGCUAGCAAACCGAGCCAUUUGGGAGUUAAAGCCAGUAAAGAUGUGUGUGGAGGGGCGAGUGAAGAGGUAGAACAUGUCUGAGCUGAGUGACGAAGCCAGUGAGUCAGAGCAACUGGGUGCCAGCCUCUCUCUGUGGCUGGGUGACUCUCUGGUGCGACCUGAGGAGCUGGAUGUCCCCCUGGACCUCCACACCGCCUGCUCCAUCGGACAGUACGACGUGGUGGCAGAGUGCAUCAAAAAACGUGAGGUGGACCUGGAUGGCAAGAACAUUGGAGGAUGGACCCCACUGAUGUAUGCAUCUUACAUCGGCCAUGAUAACAUUGCAAACCUCCUGCUGGAAGCCGGUGUGAAUGUAAAUGCUGCCACCGCCAAAGGAUUGACCCCGCUGAUGCUGGCAGCAAGCUGUGGGAAUGAAAGUAUUGCUUACUUUCUGCUUCAGCAAGGUGCUGAGUUGGAGCUGAAGGACUCUCGAGGUUGGACUGCUCUGUUCCACUGCACGAGCACAGGCCACCAGCAGAUGGUCAAGUUCCUGCUGGACAACAACGCUGAUGCCAAUAUCAAGGAACCAGGGUCUGGCUUCACUCCCCUGAUGGAGGCUGCUGCUUCUGGUCAUGAAAUCAUUGUUCAGAACCUGCUUGAUCAUAAAGUUAAAAUGGAUGAUCGCAACGCUAAAGGAGAGACUGCCCGUGCCCUCGCCAUGAUGUACGGCUACACCAAGAUCAUCAGCCUCAUUGACUCACGCUCUCCAAGGAUCAAACCAGGACAUUUUGAAGACCUGAGCUCCUCUGAAGACUCGGACAGCGCUCCCCCGAGGAUAAGGCCGAGUCGAAACCGAGCUAAAGGCAUUAGCAUCCAUGAUGGGCCCCAGGCCAUCGCCAAGUUCCGAGUAGGAGGCACCAGCAAACUGUGUGAGCCGCCUGCAGCUCCGCCAGGCUACAUGACGUUUCGUGAUAUUGGUGAACAGAGUGAGGGCAUCUGCUACCGUGAUGUGACCUCACCCAUCAAUGAGCUGGACGGCCAGAGCAACAGCAGCAGAGAUGACAGUCCAUUCUUUGACAAUGACAUGCCCACCAUGAGGAGCAGCAGCAGCAGCAGCGAAGGCCUUCCUCAUGUGAUUGGCCUCAACUGGGAAGGCUCCGUGGAGAGUAACGAGGACUCUGACCAGUGCAAAAAGAACGUCUCUCGCAGAGUCAACAAGGGCCAUCACUCAAAAGGCAAGGGUCGCCAUGGAAGCAACGAUGCAGCUCACUCCAGUGGUACAGUGAACUGUGGGAUGCGGGCACAUGUUGGUCUUCCACCCUCCUACACUGGCCCGAAGGAUCUGGCAGAGUUCUUGGAACAAAUUGGCUUCUCUAAGUAUCUCCCCUUACUUGAGGAACAAGACAUUGACCUGCGGAUAUUUCUCACCCUGACUGAAAAUGAUCUCAAAGAAAUCGGGAUCACAUUAUUCGGACCUAAGCGUAAGAUGACCUCAGCUAUUGCAAGGUGGCACAGCAGUGCUCGACCUCCCAGCGAUGCUCUGGAACAGUCUUACGCUGACCAGCUUGAGGCUGAGAUGCAGGAGAUGGCCAUUCAGCUACACAAGCGCUGUGAGGAGGUGGAGAGCCUGCAGAGCCAGGUGUCACAGGAGAAGGAGCUGCGUACCGUGAUGGAGGGAUGUCUGAUGGAGGACAAGAUGGCAUGGAGGAGGGUGCAUGCUGAGCUCGUGGAGAACCACCGACUGGCUCAGGACAUGAGUGUCUUAAUGACGGAGUCAAGGGCUCGCUGUGCUGAACUGCUCUCCUGUUUUUCUACUGAUGGGAACAGCAGCUCUUAUACAGCCGAAGAAGAUAAAACAAAAGCUGACACUGGUGUCAAAGCUGGGGACGGCCUGACACGCUCCAGUGUUGUAGAGCUAAUAAAGAAGCUGGAUUCCCAUGAAGAAGAACUGGCGGAGAACCUGCAAACUGUGCUUCAGAGUCUGAGGCGACUGAGUGCCUCUGAAAAAGUCUCAGAUAGCUGGGAGCGACCUUAACCUUUUACAGAGGCUCUUGCAAAUAUUUGACGGAGGGUGAACUAACCACCCUGAACAAUCUCACUGAAAUGGGAGAAGGCCAAAGACGAGGCCGGCCCUGCCGGACUGGAACAGCUCAGGCAGCGAAGCAGCUGACCUGCGGCUCCUCUGGGAUUGGCUGAUGGCCCAGAGCUCACCAGAUGUGGACAAGGCCAAGGGCAACGGAAGCUACUGCAGGGAAAUGACAAACAGGCAGGAAGGGUACCUGGCCCUCACACGCUUGUGCUGGUGUGAAGUGGACUCCUGUAGUUGGGUUGUGAAAAAUGCACCUAAAGGAGGAGGGACUGAUGGUGGAUCGGAAGCUAUAAUACUGUGAAAUGUUUCUUAAAAACUGUACUCUCUUCCUGUAUGAACUGGGGCUUUAACUAUGUUCAAGCCGCCAGCAGAAGAGGUACAAUUCUUAAAAGUAGUUGUAGUUAAAAGAAGUGUUGAUUUAUUUGAAUGAACUCUUAUUUGUAUGCUGUUAGGUGUUUGAAAAUAAUGUCCUGCUGAAUGCAUUUUUAAGAGCUUAUGAAGGAAAUGUGUGAAACCUGUCAGUUAAUCAUUUACAAUAAUAUGUUACACCAGGGAGCGUCUUUUCAAUCCAUUGUACUGUAAUGUUGUGGACAUUUAUAUAUGUAAAUGCAGAGAUAUGAAUAAUAUUUCAGAAUUACAUUUUUAGCUUUUUCAAAGCAAAAAAUAAAAUACCCAACAGUCCAAUUUGAUUUCACUCAGUGGUGCACUGAACUGGUGAUCAUUCAGUGGAUUCUCUGCGCAGCUUCUUAAACGCAAUCUGUUUUACCCUAAAAUCUUGCCAAAUCCUUGAAAUGCAAGAUUAUGUGGACAUUAAUUAAAAGUCUUCCUUAAAGUUGAGGGUGUUUCCUAAAUACUGUAUCAUUUCUUUCUUUUCAACGCAACAGAUCUUGUUACAGUUUAAAUGUAUUUCAUGGUGUAAUCAGAUGUAAAAGCACAUUCUAGUGAGACAGGACAACUUUGCUUUAUAUUUUUUUUAUCUACAAAUAUAAUUGUGACAAAAACACUAAUUUCAUAACAGCUCAAAGUGAAUAUCUGCAAAUUUAUUGCAAGUCCCACAGUUCAUUAUUCAUGUUAGUAGAGAGGUGAAAGGCUGAGUGGUUAUGUGCACACAUGUUGGCAAAAUGAUCCAAACAGUAAACAUAAAUACCCACUAGCAGCAUCGUACUUUUAGAUCAGUUGUAUAAAAUAGUUCAAUGGUCAAGUAGCAGUAAAACGUAGUAUACAACACAAGUAACAGUGUGGAAAAAAUAUAUUUCUGUAUGUCUUAGUCCGUCUGCAAAUCUAAGAGGUGAUCUGGAACUAUUUUUAUUUAGAUUUAUUCAGAAAAUCUAUUCAUUUAUUCUUUGUGCCAAUUUGUGGUGCUGAGAUGGAUUCAGAUUGCAUAAAAUAGAAAUUAAAAAAUCUUGCGUAAAGGUUGGGCUACAGUGUAGACCCGUGUUUUACUAAUAUGUUACACCUCAAUUGUGUUUAACAUUUGUCAGUGGCUUCUUUAUUACAGCUUAUAAAAUCUCUUAAUUGGAUUGAUGGUGCUCUGCGUUAGUGUGUGGAAUAUUAUAACAUUUCCCAAUUAUUUUAGAGUCUCUAAUCAACGCUGGAUAUUGCUCGUCUUCACUCCUGGACUUAAUGUGUGGUCCUCAGACACUCCAGGGGCCUGUCCAGAUGUUUGAACUGAUUGGAUGGCAUAUUAAUCUGACUGAUGUGGUCAGUUUUUAAAUUUCUAACCCUACAGGGCAGUUCUCGGGGUCAGGGAUUCCCCAUCCUGAUUGUUGGGGUGUCCUCAUACGAGUACAUCCAAAAAUCCUCUUAUUGUGCCUGGCCUUGGCGGUAAAUCAAUGUGAUGACAGUUGCUGCUCGGUAUAUGGAUGUUGGCUGGAGUUUAGCUUUUAUCAGCGGAUCCACAUACAGCAGCCUCAGGCCUGCAGGUUUUUGAAUGGGCACAGACGCUCUCAGGACCUCGUGAUUGACAGGACAAUUGUAGAUUUGUUAGUGGGAAUGAAAACCACUAGGAGAUGACGAUUACUGCACCAGUGAUAUAUUUAGCUAUCACAAGUGAAGGUGCUCUUUUCUGUCUGAUGCUGUUUACUAACAACCUCUGCUACUGUUCAAAAUGUUUUAGUCUGUAAAUUCAAAAUUAGGUGAAAGAAAAGGUCAUUUAUGUUUUGAAAUAAAAUGUCACAUGGC
This is a messenger RNA of Morone saxatilis (striped sea-bass), 4382 nucleotides long. It is a transcript of the gene anks3, whose product is annotated as ankyrin repeat and sterile alpha motif domain containing 3. Gene Ontology annotation, cellular component: cilium. Gene Ontology annotation, molecular function: protein binding. NCBI's taxonomy places the organism in Eukaryota, Metazoa, Chordata, Actinopteri, Moronidae. The transcript is spliced from 16 exons. The record is from RefSeq and is a predicted model, not a curated record. Bases 207 to 2147 code for a protein of 646 amino acids.